This is a messenger RNA of Spodoptera litura, 1797 nucleotides long. The record is from RefSeq and is a predicted model, not a curated record. NCBI's taxonomy places the organism in Eukaryota, Metazoa, Arthropoda, Insecta, Lepidoptera, Noctuidae.
UAAAACUGUAAUGACAAAGUAGUCAGUCACUCAGCCAAGUAAAUUACAUUUUGAUUAAUUAUCUGAAAACACACCGAGUAUAUUUAAAAUAAAUUAAAUGACUGUGAUUAUGUUUGUUUGGAGGUAUUUUUUCACUCAUUGCUAUAUUGGAUUACGUGGAUAAUCAUAAAUUGACCAUAAAAAAUGGUGGAGAAACUGUCAAAUUCGUAUAUAAAUGAAGUGGGCUGCGAACGUCCCCCUUUUAUAACCUCAAAAAUGCGCGAGAAGUGUUAACAUUCUGAUGGUGAAGUGAGCUAAUUUUAUCAUUUAAUUGGUGUUAAAGUGAACGGAUUAUCAAAAUGCCUUCCAAGAAGAGAAAAUACAAUGCAAGGUUUCCAGCUGGGCGAAUCAAGAAGAUUAUGCAGACUGAUGAGGAAGUGGGGAAAGUGGCCCAAGCUGUACCAAUCAUAAUCUCGCGAACAUUGGAGUUGUUUGUGGAAUCGUUGCUCAGCAAAGCGAUGCAGGUGACGAUGGCGAGGAAUGCGAAGACGCUCAGCCCUUCGCAUGUGAAGCAGUGCAUUCUAGCCGAGUCCAAGUUUGACUUCUUACGGGAUCUGGUAAAGAAUAUCCCCGAUGUGUCAGCGGCGGAAGAAAAAGAAAUGAUGAGCGCUGAAAGUUCACCAAAUUCUUCUAGAUUUUCAGAAAUGACGGGUCCACCUCGAAGAAUAGCAAGGGAAGACUCGAACAGCUCAAGCAGUUGUGACGUCAAAAUAGUACCUCUACAGCCUCCACCGAACCUCAAACGAGCGCUGUCCACAGAAACAGAGCUACCCAACAAACAUGUGAGGACGGAAACCGUAACGUCGACCUCACUAGACACAGCCAUAGACCUUUCAAAGAAGUCCACAGAAGAGAAACCGGUGGUAACCGCGAAUUUUUACCAAGAGACGUUGUUAACAGACGAAAUGCAGCAUAGGAGUGUGAUCAAACUCAACCCCACGUACUCAAGCCCUCAGCCUUCCACGAGCUACACGCCCGAACUUCCUAAAAUUGAUGUGCCAAAGCCAGCCGUCAUAGAAAAAUCAGUAGCACCUAGGACCCCCGUCACACCAGUAACGCCUAUCCUAAAUAUAGACUUUACAAAAAGUCUAGCGAAACCAGAAAUUAAAUUGUUAGAUACCGCGGCAGUCGCUGCUUUACCUAAGAAAGAGACAAUACGACAAAUUCAUAGGCAGAACUCAAAAACGGUUAGGCCCGAAGUGAAGAAGAUUGAAAUUAAACCCGUGCAACCGCACGUUGACAUAGACAGUUUAAAUUCUGGUAAUCUACAGAUAGAUGAAGAUUAUGAUACCUGAGUAUGUAUGUAAGGUUGUUUUUUGUAUUAAGUUGUUUUGGCGCGAUAUUUUUCAUCCGUAGUCGAUGUAGUAAUUUGUAAGUGUUAAUUUUUGUAAUUUUGUGCAGAGUUGUCUGUGGUUAAACUAUGAAUUGCCUUCUCCGUCGGUUCUUCUAGCGUAGACGCAGCUUUAUAUGGAGUUUUGUACUAAAGUAAAAAUGAUUUUUUUGCUGUGGUCUGCAACCAUAUAACCGUUGGUCAUUGCCGUAGAAUUACUGUAGUCUAUGGUAUACAUUUUUUUUUCUUAUCCCAUCACAGGCAACUGUGUGCAUCAAUAUAUAAAAUAAUUUGAUUGUAAUUCCGUGUGUCAAAGCACUAAAGUUUGAUUUUAGUCAAGAACACGGUAUCGAAUAUUUUGUGUAAUAUAUUUCUAAGUUUUUUUUUUGUAAUAAUAAUAAUUUGAAUGUGGUAAUUAUUUUGAACAA